AUGUCGUCGGUCAAGAGAGCGCGCACGGAUGGCGGGGAGACGAGCGUGGUUGGGGGCCAUGAAAGCGCGAGAUCGAAGCUGUCGAAGCCGUUGGUCUACUCGGGCUCGCUCGACGGCUUCAAGCAUCAGGACGCGACGCCGGUGAUCGGCAGGGAGUUUGAAGGGCUUCAAGUGAAAGACCUGCUGAAACGGGGGGACGACAUGAUCCGAGACCUCGCCAUCACGAUCUCGCAGCGCGGCGUCGUCUUCCUCCGCGACCAAGACGUGACGCCAAACGAGAUGAAAGACUUGAUGCUCCGUAUCACGCAGCUCUCCGGCUGUCCCGACUCGUCCAGCCUGCACGUGCACCCGCUGACCGAAGAGGGCUCGGAGCUAGGCGACCAGAUCUCCGUCAUCAGCAGCGAGAAGCAGAAGAAGGGCGGCGGCCUCACGCACCAGCUGUCCGACGUCAGUCGCUUUGCCUCGGCCGGGUGGCACGCGGACAUCUCGUUCGAGCCCGUGCCGUCCGACUACGCCAUGCUGAAGAUCCACACGCUGCCUGCGACGGGCGGCGAUACGCUGUGGGCGUCUGGCUAUGAGAUCUACGAUCGCCUGUCGCCGGCGAUCCGCGCCUUGCUCGAGGGACUGACGGCCACGCACGAUGCAAAGUUCUUCCUGGAAGAGGCCGAGAGACUGGGCAACCCGAUUCGCAAGACCAUCAGGGGCAACCCGCUGAACUUUGGCGAAGCGCUGACGGCCGUCCACCCUGUGAUCCGCACAAAUCCGGUGACGGGCUGGAAGUCCGUGUACGUGAACAAGGGCUUCACCAAGCGCAUCAACGGCGUGACCCGCGACGAAUCGGACGUGCUGCUGGGCUACCUGUUCAACCUGCUCACGCAGAACCACGAUGCGCAGGUGCGGUUCAAGUGGCGGCGCAACGACCUCGCCAUCUGGGACAACCGGAGCACGUGGCACUGCGCCACGUACGACUACAGCGAUCCGCGAGCCGGCGACCGCGUGUGCAGUCUGGGCGAGGCCCCGUAUCUGGAUCGGGGGAGUCGGAGUCGCAGGGAGGAUCUGGAGGCGAGAGAGACGGUAGAGGCGGGUCUUGCCAUGGCGUAG
Molecule: messenger RNA, 1101 nt
Organism: Ascochyta rabiei
Lineage: Eukaryota; Fungi; Ascomycota; Dothideomycetes; Pleosporales; Didymellaceae
Exons: 3
Coding region: 1-1101 (366 amino acids)
Cellular component (GO): cytoplasm
Molecular function (GO): 2-oxoglutarate-dependent dioxygenase activity
Source: RefSeq, a predicted model, not a curated record